Molecule: messenger RNA, 6164 nt
Organism: Copidosoma floridanum
Lineage: Eukaryota; Metazoa; Arthropoda; Insecta; Hymenoptera; Encyrtidae
Biological process (GO): protein phosphorylation
Molecular function (GO): ATP binding; protein kinase activity
Source: RefSeq, a predicted model, not a curated record
AAAACAAGCUGAUGGUGAUAUGAUGGUGGCCUAGAGAGAGAGAAAAGAGGAGGACCUAAAAAAAAAAGGUGCGACGUGAGAAAAAAAACGGGAGAGCGAAAGGUGCCGUUUCGUCCGCGCGCGUUGCGUGUGUGUAUGUGUUCAUCUUUUUCCUUUCUUAACGGCGUAACCUGUGCGUAUAAUACUUGUCAGUAAUACAUAUUUAUCAAGUCAAAGAGGUGCAGUCUCAGGUGGCCCUCAGACCGCGGGCGAAAACACGAGCAUCGUCGUUGUAGCAGCAGUUCCAGUAAUAACCCUGUAUAUACAUCACGUACACACACAUUUCUCGUGCGUGCGUGCAGCAGUGCGUUGCGUGUCCGAUACUUGGGCAGCUCUCCCCUCGCCCUACCUUGCCCCCUGUUCUCGUCGCGCUGUAAUAGUUUGGCUCUCUCUCUCUGCGAGUGCGAGACGAAAGGGAGCACCGAGAAAGAUAUAUACUUAGCCAAGGAGAGCCUUGGCCCCUUGUGGCGCGCGAGCUGCGCUAAGUAUACGGCUAGAGCGGAGCCGUCUAGGAGGAGAAGAAACGAGCCUCUGCAUGUAGAGCCCGCGGGCGAUCCGGAGCUCCAGGCGGUGUGUGUGUGGUGUGUUAGUUCUCCUUUUCCGUCCAAAGUCCGAGGAGGAAGAAGGGAGAAGCCGCGCAACAAAUUGCAAGAACAAGAAGAGCAGCAGCCCAAAGAAGAAUUGAGCCAAGAGAUGGUCCAGCUGCAGGCAGGCCGUCCAGUCUGCAUUGGUUAGCUCCGUCUAACCCUAGCUCACCCAGGAGAGGGUUUUGCACAAUAAACACGCGAGAAGAUACGUGUAGGCUCAGUGUGUUGUAGCGAGGAAUACCAUUGUCGUCGGUCGUCGUCUGCGCGCGCGCGUGUGUGUGCGUGUGAGAUGCAGUGUGUCUGUGCUAUGCGUGUGUGGACUGUGGUGCGUUGCCUAUUUGGUAUUGCCGUUUAUGUUACAUUAUCCACAGCAUAGCACAUCACCGUAUUGGCAGAGCAGUAUAGCGGCGAUAGGCCGUAGGGCUAGGAAAAAAAAAAAUAAAAAAAAAUAAAACACGAGUCGACCCUCGUCAUCGGGAGGAGCCUCUUCUUCGAGUGAGUUGCCCACCCUCUCCCCCUCCCCUUUUGCCUGGAGCUAAGAAGGAGAAAGUGGAAGACAAGCAAUCCGCUGGAGACCACCAAAAAAACCACGACGACGAGGACGAGAGCUGUGGUUGCUGCCAAGACGGCCAAGACGACGACGACGACGAGUGGCACAAUGGAGCUGCGCGUCGGCAACAAGUUCCGGCUUGGCCGCAAAAUCGGCAGCGGCUCCUUCGGCGACAUAUAUCUUGGCACAAACAUCUCCACCGGGGAAGAGGUCGCUAUCAAAUUGGAAUGCAUCAAAACGAGGCAUCCACAGCUCCAUAUAGAAUCCAAAUUUUACAGAAUGAUGCAAGGUGGAGUUGGAAUACCCACCAUAAAGUGGUGUGGAUCAGAGGGUGACUACAAUGUCAUGGUGAUGGAGCUCCUGGGUCCCUCGUUGGAAGAUCUCUUUAACUUUUGUUCUCGACGCUUCUCGUUAAAGACUGUUCUACUGCUUGCCGAUCAGCUGAUCAGUAGAACGGAUUACAUACACAGUCGUAGUUUUAUCCAUCGAGAUAUCAAACCGGAUAAUUUUCUGAUGGGGCUGGGAAAAAAAGGCAAUCUUGUGUACAUUAUAGACUUUGGACUGGCGAAAAAGUAUCGUGAUGUGCGAACCAAUACGCACAUACCCUACCGGGAAAACAAAAAUCUAACUGGCACAGCCAGAUACGCAAGCGUAAACACACAUCUAGGAGUGGAACAGUCGCGAAGAGACGAUCUCGAGUCGUUGGGCUACGUGCUCAUGUACUUUAACAGAGGCAGUCUUCCCUGGCAGGGGCUCAAGGCUGCCACAAAGAGACAAAAGUACGAGCGCAUCUCGGAAAAGAAAAUGUCCACGCCGACCGAGGAGCUGUGCAAAGGCUAUCCAGGCGAAUUCGCAAAGUACCUGAGAUACUGCAAGGAGUUGCGAUUCGAGGAAAAGCCCGACUACUCGUACCUACGUCAACUGUUCCGUACCCUGUUCCACAGUCAAGGCUUCACGUACGACUACGUGUUCGACUGGAACAUGCUUAAGUUUGGCAACGCGAGGCAGCCAGCCGCGUUGCCCCUUGCCCAGCAGCAACAGCAACACUCGGCAGCGGCGGCAGCUGCAGCGGCCGCAGCAGCAGCAGCGCAUUCACAACAGGUGCCGAACAACUCCGCGGGCCUCGUCAACAACGAGCAGGAGCACCGAUCGAGGCCGUACACACGCCAGUGCCUAGCGAACGCGUCGUCAGGAGUCAUCGGUGGAGUUGGCGCGGGUCUCGUCGGGACCUCGGGCCGUAGUCGGCAGCAGCAGCACCAGCAGAACAAGUACAGCGGCGUAGUGGACGGCGUUUUGGACGUGGCGCGAGGAAACGCCGAGCAAAUCGUCGGUGACUCCACGGCGCCCGACAAAAGCGAGCUCCAAGGUAAACUUGCUUCGCAAACAAGCCUCACUACAACUCACACUACUACAGCUCCGAACGCAGUGGCGUACAGGUCAUCACCGGUCACUCCGAUGAAGCAGCAGCAGCAGCAGUUACCACCUGCACCCACUUCCUCGCAGACUCCGAAACACAAUAAUAGUCACAGUAAUAAUAAUGAUAAUAAUAAAAAUAAUAACAAUAAUAGCCUUCGUUGCGCCACCGCCGUCGCCACCAACGCUGGUAUGGGCAAGCCACCCCUUACGGGAGCACCCUGUCACUUUAGCACUUUCAAGUCGUCCAACCUUGCCGGUGGCGGCGGUGGUGGUGUCGUUCUCGUAAGCCGCUCUACGGCUACCCCGUGCGGCCUUCUCGAGCAACAAGCAAACUCACUCGACCUCGCGAGCCUUAGUCUGGGACGUCAGCGCGACGAGUACAACUACUCGACGAGCCCUAGACCCGAGCAACAGCAGCAGCAGCAGCAACAACAACAACAACAACAACAACAGUCGCAACAGUCGCCCCGUUCCUUCCAACAGCAACAGCAGCGCGUACAUGAGCACACCGAUCCUGAGCAGCGCCAACAUGACAAGCAGACGUAUUUUUUUCAUGGGCAUAAAACUGAGAAAGAGCUAGACCUCGAGCACAACUAUCAUCAUCAUCAGCAUCACCAACAACAACAACAACAGCAACAGCAACAGCAACAGCAGCACAACUCCAUGAACUGUUUCGGGAGUGUCGAGCGCAGGCAGCACCAGCAGCAGAACCAACGACCGUUGUCGGGCAACGUCGAGUUCACGGAGAAGGAGGGCGAGAUCUUUCGCAAGAGCAGCAACGACCUUCUCCAGGAGCAGGCGAGCUCGUCCUCGGUCCUGCGCAGGCGCAACCUGUCGUCCUUCCGUUCUCGGGAGAAAGCCCACAAGUACAAUUACAAGAGCCUCGAGUCGCUGGACCGAGCCUGGGCCUCGCCCGUCGUCCCCGGGGAGGCUCGCAGUCUCGAUCUGUUGCCGGACGAGCGUUGCGAGUCGGCGCUCGCGACACCGAUCAAGCACAGGAAACAGAAGAGCCUCGACUCAACGGGCAAACAGAGCCCGGCCAGGCCCAGCAUUCUCCAGAGGAUCGGUCGUAGUUUUCAUUUUUUAGCCAAGCCGCCGCGCGAGCGGACCGCGCGAGAGCUAGUCGCCACUAGCGCUAAGCCGGAGUCGAGCCCUGGCGACAGCAACAGCGCCACCCCGCCGCUCGCAGGCGUUCAAAACAACGGGGAGGAUUUUUUUGGCCGAGCCUCGCCGCGAACUGACGGCGAGCCUGACCCCGGCGACGAUUCCCAGACGACCUGUCUGGAGGACCAGGAGCACCGACAUCAGCAACAGGCGAGCCUGCUCGGCAGCAAUAGCGCCAACAAGGACAGUCUGGAGAUCGGCUACUCGAUCAGCCAGCUGGGCAGGCUGUGCAAGCAGCACCAGGUGGAUAAGUGCGAGCACAACGGCGAGCAGAGCUGGGAUCGGUGCUUAGGCUGGAUUAAAAAGGUGGAUCUGGACUCGAUCAGCGACUCGUCGCUGGGGCACUCGAAGCCUCAGGGCAAGCUGGACAUACUCAAGGGCAUACUGUUCGACAUAUUUGUCUGCAUCUGCGUCUGAGAUGCUGCUACUGCUGCUCGCGGUCACUACUGUCACCUGAGUCCGAGACUCUUGACAGAGAUCUCUCUUUUCUUUUUUGUUUUGUUCCCUCUUGGGAUUGAUGUAACUACUAUUACUAUAAUUAUCACCAUUGUAACGUGUUUUUGUUUUUCCUGUACGUGAUGUUCCCUCGACUAAGGCUAUUGUUGGUUUAAAAAAAAAAAGAAGAAGAGAAAAACAGUUCAUGCAUAUUACGAUUAAGGCUAGCUAAUACCAUUUCAUUAGUUUAUUAAAUACUCAAACAUGGUCAUUCUCCGUGUUGCAUACGUACACUUGAAAAAAGACAAACAAAAAAAAUAAUUUACAAGUGUCACUUGGUUGUCAUGAUUUUACGUGUUAAUCAUUAUCAUAACUAUUAUACCAUAUUAUAUUAUAAUUGUUACACUUCUGUGCGCGAUGCUCUUGCAUCCGUAAAUUAUACUCAAACCUGUAAUAUUAUGUAAUAUUGUGUUAGUGAAAAGCUGAAACCGGACGAGGCGGCGUUAACAGUACGGUUUAGGUGAAAUGUGUUGCCUGAUAAAUGAUUAGCCUUCUGUGUGCUCCCAUGUACGCCUCGGCACGGGUGGACUUUUGUCGAUUAAUCGACGAAGCGUUGCGAAACUAUUAUUAUUUUCUUGGAAUUGAAUCCGUUGGUCUUUCUCCUUGACCAAGGAAGACAAGUCUUUGUUUAGAAUUUUUUUUUUUAUACAUUAGUUGUUCCACUUUUAACAAACUUUGUACUGCCAACCGAGUCAUUUACUAACACGAGUGCCCAACUAUUCCAGAGACUGAACGCGCGAAAAAUGCAAUUUUUAGAACUAAUCAUACACAAUGCCUACUUAAAGGUCAAACCCAAAAGUCUGAUGAAAUGGUUCUUAUAUACGUUUUGCGAUCUAUUUCAAUUUCACCCCGUGCGCAAUCAAGUAACUACGGUGCAUUUAAGAUUUCUCACCGAAAUUUUUUCCCCCACUUCUCGUAUCGUAUACUUACACGUGAUCUUUUGCGGAUUUUUGUACAGUCAAGCCUUUUUUAUUUGUAACUUGUACACCUACCGGUUAAGUGCGAGAACGAAAGUCAUUCUCCCCCUUUUUUUCCCGUUUACCAAAGUUUAAGAUAUACGUAUUGUAACCCAUACACACACAAAAUAGUCAAACGCAUAUACACUGGUCGAGUGUGCUUAUUUUACAUUUUCUCUUUUGCAAACUAAAAAAGCCGCUGUGCUUCUGAUUUGGUCUCGCGCUCACUUGCGUACGUAUCCUUGAGUAUAAUAUAUAAGUACGAGCGUCGAAACAAAAGGGAUCACGUUUUUUGUUGUUUUCUCUUGGGCAAUUGCCAGCGAGAUUUUCCUCUCCUCCCACCUUUUUUUGUUUUGUUUUACCCUCUCAGUGAGGAGAUCAAAGAAACUAUUUACGAAUCACAUGUGUCAUAUCGAACCAACUUGCAGUGUGUAUCAGAGUGAAGAAGAGCAUUUUUAACUUCAGAAAACGCUUUUCGAUCAUAUUUUUGUAUAAGGCUACAAUGUAUUCCCGCCACGCAAACAUAGCGGGUUGCAAUAUAUUUAUAUACGUCCAGUGAGAGAAUGAAAAUCGAAAUGUUUCCUAUAUAAGAUUAUCAUUAAUGUCGUAUGAAGUAUAUACUUAUCAUCGUCACGAAUGAAAAAAAAAAAAAAGAAAAAAAAAAGCAAGCAAACUAAUUUGUCAUUGCAACUCGACAGCUUUCUACAUAUGCCAUAUACAUUCACACACAUAUAUAUUUAUAUGCCCAUCGAGUUGUUUUUCCCAUCCGUUUUUUAUUACUAUUAUUCUGUUUGGUUUAUUCUUUUACCCAAACUUGAUUUUUUUUUUGCACUUAAAUUAUAAACGAUAUUUUGUUUCCUUUACCGAUUUAUAUACAUGCUCUUCUUUUUGUCUCAUCCACCUAUUGUAAUCACGGUUUUUUCGUUUUUUUUUUUAAUGGUAAAUUAUAGACUGUUC